AUGGGGACGUCACAGUGUGAAGGCCUCGUGUGUAUCCGUGAACGUGUUGUAUUCCAUUCAUUUUCUAGUGUCCACAAGUUGAAUAAAAAUGUAAAAGAAGCGUCCUUUUCCUCGUUUGAUGGACACUUUGGCCGCUUAAGCGACAAUGUCUGGUACUUUUGCAUCUCCCGUGCGUCUUCUGCUACACUCGAGUGGUUUACAGUCGACGCUGGUACGGAGAGUAGCGAAGAGGAAGACAUUUGGUCGCCUUCUACAAGUUCAGGUUUAGGAGGUGCCACGUUGGUGGCUACUACAAACGUCUCGAGCGUUAAGGCUGUGGACGGAGAGCAUGUGAAGUUGCCUGAAGCGUUUGGAAGUUUGCCAUUAGGUUCUCACGAGCGCAGUCAACUCGAGAGCUGCUCAUUCUACGUGGAGGACAAAGUGCUGAGAGUCGUGCUCUUGAUUGAGACCGAGACGCAGACGCAGAGAGAUGAGUGGGUGCAGUUUUUAGGGACAUUAUUGUCCAAAAUGGAGGACAAACUAGAACAAGAGGUCGACACUCAAGAAGCUGGAGACGACGUGGUGGAGGACCUCGAAUUGCUACCAGCGCCGACGUUGUCCAUAUCGUCGCCAAGUUCUUCUAUAUCAGCGCGGUCGAUGCUGCAUCAAGGCAAGUCAAAGAAUUUGAUGGAAGAAGGAGAUCCGUUUGGAUUACUGUCGCUCAAAACGUCAGCGCUGGGUUCAUUCAAAACGACGACGACCAAUCCUGCACCUGGGAUGUUUGCUAUGGAUCAUUUUGGGUUGACAGAGGGAACAGGACAGGAAGACGAUAUCGAAGAUGCAAACGACAGCGACGCUAGUGUCGCGAAUACAGAUCUCGACUGUGCCGCGGAUACUGCAGUGGAUCCGUCUUCGUGGCUGGUAUCACGGCAACGACAAAGCCGUGAGCGCUCAUGCAGCCACGCUACAUACUCUCAUAGCUCAAAUGUGGUCCGACAGCCUUAUACUGGUAUAAAGAGUCGACGGAAUAGUAUGGGUGCUGCGUUUGGUUCGUCUUUUAGCUCGAUGGGUGAGUGUUUGCGCUGCAGCAAGCGAUUUGGACGCCUUAUACAUACACCGAAGAUGUGUGCGUCCUGUUUGUACCACUUCUGUCGUGAUCACUGCAACCAACGGACAGUCCUAACAACUCCCGAAACGAUCACACUGCCAACUCAGGAAAUGAUGAGAUCUCAAGAAGUCGCAAGAGCUGCCUCAGCAUCUGAAUUGAGACGUGUGUGCAUGGAUUGUUUUGUGCGACAGCAGUUGGUAAUUUCGCUGCAAGAAGCUGGAGUGUAUUAUGCAUCUGUCGUUGACGAAGCUGGUGGUUUGUCACGUCUAGUGCGUUGGAAGUAUUUUGAUCAAGGCCCAAAGCUUGAGAUUGAAGCUCAUAUACGUGCUCGAAGCCUCGGUCCUUUGAGUCUCCUCUCGGCAAUGUUCAAGUAUCAACAGCAACCGUUUAUGUUCGUGGUAGUGCUAGCACAGCUCGUGCAGAACGUCGAGAACUGUCUCGAAACGAUGGACUUUUACUGGCCGCAGUUUUUGCACUGGGGUUUUGUCAAUCUUUCGAAUGCUUCACCUAGUGUCCGUGUCUUCUACCUCUUUUUCCUGGCUGCGACUGCUCGCCGUAGCGUGAAUCUUGCGCUAAAGGCGACGUGGGAAUGCAUCGCUGCUCACUGGGAUGCAAUGGCAGGAGGGCGUUACAAGCGUGGUAACGGAAUCGUGGUUAUGUUGUUCUUCGUGACAAAUGUCAACUUCGGAGAACCUCGAAGCGUACUGCCACAACUGCUGUUCCCGCAAGCACCAAAACACCAGCGCGAAUCAUUUGAAAAGUUGCUGAAACAAUUGUAUGAAUACGUACGUCGUGUCUACGCUAUCUCUCAGCGCGAGUCUCCUUUCUUUGAGUGGCUUCUCGCGCGCAGCAAAGAAGAAGUCGUGGUCAGUUCUCGUAAUGUUCGAAAGCAGCUUCGUGCUUGUGAUGGAGUUUUGGACCCGUUUCCAACUAGUUACCAUGAGGAAACCCAACUCCUCAUACUAGAACGCCGGCAAUCGGGAACGCAACACCUCGUGGAAACCAAACAGCGGAUGUGGAACAAACCCGCUCAACACAUUUUUAGUGACGAAGUGCGGCUUGUGCGAUUUCUUGUGGACUUGUGCACAUAUUUGAAAGAAAAUAUACCCGAGCCUUCGCAGAGAAAGAAGAAGCUUCCAACAUUGCUUCAGGAGAUGCUGCGCGGGAAGCAUAUUCGGCCUGAGGCUGCAUUGCCGCUGUCAGGGGCCGUGGCUCACUCACACCGCGUGGUCAACGUACUUAUAAACGAAGGUACAGUUUUUUCUACGAAGGCCCGCGCACCAACUUUGGUUUUCUUUGAAAUUGUUUCUUCAUCAUUAGAAUGCGACGGUGACUCUUGCGAACUAAACGGUCGGGCUAAUUACGAUAGCAACCUUGACGCUUUAGUGGGUGUUGCCGUGGACAUGACAAAUGAGAUGGAGGGUGUGCUAGAACCACACCAACAAGAGAUUAUCAACUAUCUCGAUGGCGAAUUCGUUCAAACUUACGUGGCAGACUUGAUCCCCGUUAGUCGAACCGCACCUCAAGCGUCGUUCCGGUCUUCAAUCUCGGAAGAUCAAGGCGACCUUGACCAUGUAGUACCGACGGGCUGCACGCCACUUAGUGAGACGGCAGAUGAUGACAGGUUCUCUGGCGACGAAAUUGAUGAAGUUGCUGAUGAUGAGUUAAACGGUAACGAUGGUACGAACAAGAGUGAAAGCUCCUCCUCAACAAGCUCAUCAGCAGCUUUCAAGUGUCCGUUUUUUGGAGAACGCUUUGCUGAUACGCAAAGGCGUGUUCGAGAGGAUAGCACUUUUUCGCACUACGAUGGUUGGGCGUUAGUUCCUGUAAUUGCAAAGAGCUUCGAUGAUAUGCGUCAGGAGGUCUUCGUGUUACAAGGGCUCAAGUUGUUCCAGCUUUUUUUCCGCAAGCAUAACCUCGAUCUUUGGAUGCGCUACUAUAGUAUCGUGUGUGCAGGUAAGGACUGUGGAUUGCUUGAAGUGAUCACGGAUGCACAGUCGUUGGAUGGCUUAAAGAAAAAGGGUACAAACAUUAAUGGCAUUGGCACCUCGCUACCCAAAAUUUUCGAGCGGGCGUGUGGACGAGAUCCCAUUACUGGUGACUAUGAUCCUGUUCGCCUGGAACUAGCUCGUGCGAACUUCAUCACAAGCAUGGCUGCGUACAGUCUUUUUUGCUAUAUAUUUCUAGUGAAGGAUCGUCACAACGGCAACAUCAUGCUGAGCACUGAAGGCCAUGUCGUGCACAUUGAUUUUGGCUUCGUGCUUGGCAUUGCGCCCGGCAACACCUUCAGUCUCGAGACAGCUCCGUUCAAGCUUACGCCCGAGAUGGUGGAGAUCAUGGGCGCGGAGGGUUUUGAUCGCUAUCGGCAGCUCGUGGCUCAAGGAUUGUUUGCCCUUCAUCUGGAAGCUUCCCAGUUGUUGUCUCUUGUAUAUUUGUCGUCCAAAGACUCAUGCUUCCCGUGCUUUAAAGGUCAAUCCCGAGCUCGAAUUGUUCGACGACUGAGUCAUCGCUUAUGUACUGGCUGGAGUGAACACGACGUUAAGCGCACUGCCGCUCGCAUCGUGGAUAAGAGUAAUGGACAUCGUGGCACUAGACAAUACGACUGGUUUCAGAAGAUUUCAAACGGCAUUUUGCCGUAG
Messenger RNA from Peronospora farinosa, 3726 nucleotides. The record is from the annotation of a GenBank genome assembly. Lineage: Eukaryota; Oomycota; Peronosporomycetes; Peronosporales; Peronosporaceae.